CCUCCCCCGCCAGGGCCUCCGCCUGCUCGGCCUGCUCUGCCUCCAGUCCGGGGCGCCAUGACGCAGUGGGGCCACGCCGACCCCACGCCCGUGGACACCCCGAAGAGCAGCGAUGAGAAGCUCGUGGUGGCCGUCAGGGUGCGUCCCCAUCGACCUGACGAGGGUCAGCGGGUCGUACACGCCCUCAAUGAAAAGACCGUCAUCUUGGAGGAGCCGCCGGCCUCCGGGACCAGGGCCCGGCCGCGCGGACCCAGCCGCCAGUACAUGUGCGACAAGGUGUUCGAGGAGGAUGCCACCCAGGAGGAAGUGUACGCGUCCACGACGCGGCCCUUGGUGGAGGCCGUGCUGCGCGGCUACAGCGCCACGGUGUUCGCGUACGGCGCCACGGGCGCGGGCAAGACGCACACCAUGGUGGGGCCCGAGGACGCCGCCGACCCCGGCCAGCAGGGCGUCAUGGUGCGCGCCCUCAACGAGCUGUUCGGCCAGGCGGCGCACCUCGGCGACAGGGUCACGCUGUCGUACUUGGAGAUCUACAACGAGAACAUCCGCGACCUGCUGAACCCUUCGGGCCCUCCCGGCACGGCGGGCGGCUCGCUGGAGCUGCGCGAGGACCAGGCGGGCGGCGUGCGGGUGGCGGGCCUCACCGAGACCGAGACGCGCUCCACGGCGGAGGUGCUGCAGCUGCUGCACCGCGGCAACCGCGCGCGCACCGUGGAGCCCACGGCCGCCAACCGCGCGUCGUCGCGCAGCCACGCGCUGCUGUCGGUGCGGCUGACGCGCACGCCCAACCCGGCGGCCGGCGUCCGCGCCCUCAGCGCGCCCUCGGGCCGCCUCUACAUGAUCGACCUGGCCGGGUCGGAGCGCGCCUCCAACACCAAGAACCGCGGCAAGCGGCUGCAGGAAGGCGCGCACAUCAACCGCUCGCUGCUCGCGCUGGGCAACUGCAUCAACGCGCUGGCGGGCGGCGCGCGCUACGUCAACUUCCGCGACUCCAAGCUCACCCGGCUGCUGAAGGACGCGCUGACGGGGGACGUGCGCGCCGUCAUGAUCGCCCACGUGUCGCCGGGCGAGAAGCACGCCGACGAGACCAGGAACACGCUGGCCUACGCGCACCGCGCCGGCACCAUCACCAGCCGCGCCGGCCAGUACCGCGACAUCGUGUCGGACCUGCGGGCCGAGAUCGGCCGCCUCAGGGCCAAGCUGGCCGAGGGCGAGCUCACCGCCAGCCCCGGGGGCGGCGUGGCGCUGUCGCGGCUGCGGGACGACCUGGUGGCCAUCUUCAGGGAGCAGAUGCGGCUGCGGCGGACGCUGCUGGACAUCGACGCGCAGCUGCUGCGGCUGGACUCGGAGACGGACCGCCAGCAGAUGAUCCUCUCGCGCGCCAACAAGCUGUACCAGGGCCAGGCCGUGCCCAGCACGGCGGGCACCACGCGCACGUCGUACCGCGGCACGCGCAGCGUGCGGGGCGCGCCGUCCACCAUCGCGGACACGGAGACGUCCGACGGCGACGGCGAGAGCGGCUCCCCGCCGGGCUCCCCGAUGCGGCGCGCGCUGCACGCCCUGGAGUCCAUCGAGCACGAGCGCAGCCGGCUGUCCGACCUGCGCGCCAAGACGGAGCGCGACCUGGAGCGGGCCCGCGGGGAGGCGGCGCGCCUGGAGGACGGGCUGCCGCUGCAAGCCACGUCCGGCGAGGAGCGCGAGCUGCUGUCGCUGGUGCUGCGCGUGCACGAGCUGGAGGCGGAGCGCCUGGCGCUGCAGGGCGAGCGCGAGCUGCGGCGCCACGAGCUGCGGCGCCGCGACCUUCUGCUCAUGCGCUACGACCGCCAGCGCCACAUCUGCGACGAGAUCAUCACGCGCCAGCGCAGGCUCAUCGAGGACGGGCGCCUGCUCCUGCCGCCGGACCUGCACGACCUCUACCGCCUGUACCAGAAGGAGAUCCACGCCGCGGCCUACUCGGCCUUCAGCCCCUACAGUGCGUCCGGGCUGGCGGACGCCUACGGCAGCCUGGGCUCCACCUUCACGGCGGACUCGACGGGCCGCGGGCUGUACACGGCGCAGGCCGCCAGUGACCGCAGCGACGCGGCGGACGUGCGGGCGUCGGCGCGGGCCGGCGAGCUGCCCGCCAUCCGGAGGGGCGAGCGGAUGUACCGACGCGUGAGCCGCGGCCAAGGAGGCCGCGCGGCCGACUCGGCGUCCAGGAGCAGCGGCGUCUCCCCGAACAGCUCCAACGGCUCGGACUGGGACGUGGCCACCAUCGCCACGCUGCCGACAGUGCCGGGAGGGCUGGCCCAAGGGCUGGCCGGCCCCGUGCUGCGGCGGGGGCCGGGACUGCCCGGACCCGAGCCCGCCAUCACGGCGCGCCCGCUGCACUUCCCGCCCAUCAGUUUUGUGACAAAUAAAAAGACAAUCGUUGAAACCACUGAUAAAUAG
Thrips palmi is the source of this 2430-nucleotide messenger RNA. It is a transcript of the gene Kif19A, whose product is annotated as kinesin-like protein KIF19. Gene Ontology annotation, biological process: microtubule-based movement. The record is from RefSeq and is a predicted model, not a curated record. The transcript has 12 exons. Gene Ontology annotation, molecular function: microtubule binding; microtubule motor activity; ATP binding. NCBI's taxonomy places the organism in Eukaryota, Metazoa, Arthropoda, Insecta, Thysanoptera, Thripidae. Bases 58 to 2430 code for a protein of 790 amino acids.